Gigantopelta aegis is the source of this 1933-nucleotide messenger RNA. Its product is annotated as palmitoyltransferase ZDHHC16-like. Gene Ontology annotation, cellular component: Golgi apparatus. Gene Ontology annotation, biological process: protein palmitoylation. The transcript has 9 exons. NCBI's taxonomy places the organism in Eukaryota, Metazoa, Mollusca, Gastropoda, Neomphalida, Peltospiridae. The record is from RefSeq and is a predicted model, not a curated record. Bases 183 to 1346 code for a protein of 387 amino acids. Gene Ontology annotation, molecular function: palmitoyltransferase activity.
AACAAAUUGAAAGUAGUAGAAGUGUUUCUGAGCAAAAUGCACCGCAUCUGUUGGCAUCAGCCAGGACUUACGUGACAACCUAGAAGAAAACCUAGAAGAAUAUUUCACACCAAACAGAUAUUUUCCGCAGUGAUGAUGUUUCUGAAGUAAAGUGAAGCACUGUUUGUCAUCCCAGCAUUUGAAUGUUGUCUCGGGGCUAUUCAGUUACGAUGGGGCGCAUAACAUGGCGAUUUUCACAGUGCCCAUCCAGACUGAACAUGUGGAUUCAGCAGAAGAAAGAGAACAUUGCUCUUUUAUAUAGAACAUUGUUCUACAACGACUUCUCCUCAUGGGCCAGUUUCGGGGACGCUUGUUUUGAACCUAUGUUUUGGUGUGUGGACCAUUUCACCAAAUACCUCGGCCCCAUCAUGGUCACAGUAGUUGUAAUUCUCACGACGUUGGUGGUCGGCAUCUUCUACGUGUGUCUACUGCCAAACAUCAUGUAUGAGGGCAACAUCGUCUCGACUACGUUCCACAUGGUGUUCGGUCACUGGCUUCUCAUGAUGGUUGUCUUCAACUACGUCAUGGCCUGUUUCUCCAGCCCGGGAUACCCACCGGAGGUUGUUCCAGAGAGUGUGUCAAUAUGUAAGAAGUGCAUCUCUCCGAAGCCUCCCCGCACUCACCACUGUACGAUCUGCCGCAAGUGUAUACUCAAGAUGGACCACCACUGUCCAUGGCUGAACAACUGUGUUGGUCUGCACAAUCACCGGUACUUCUUCAUGUUUUGUUUCUACAUGUGGUGCGGAACCAUCUACAUCUCCUGUAUCGGCUUUGAACUCUUCAAACAGCAUUUCCAUGGCAGCAAGCAUAUUCUUUUCCCUACAGUGUUGUACCCACUUAAGUAUAUAUUUACCAAGCCAGAAAGUAUAAUUGAGACAAAGAAGCUGGACAGUCCGGAUCUCACCGAAAGUGGCGCGGAUGUGACAGUGGUGUUCAGUAUUCCGCUGAAGGACCAGUGGAUUCACAACGCCAUCGUGUUCCAGUUCCUGCUGUGUACCGGGGUGUCGGUCGCCCUCGGUCUGCUCACUCUGUGGCACUGUCGGCUCAUCAGUCGGGCCGAGACCAGCAUAGAGGUGCACAUCAACAACAGGGAGAGGAAACGAUUGAAGAAAAAAGGACUUAUAUUUAGAAAUCCAUAUUACUUUGGCAUCGUUGAAAACUGGAAGAUGUUUUGGGGUAUAACCAAUUUCAGGUCAUUCUGUAGACGGGUUCUGCUUCCAUCAACUCAUAUAUCAGAGGGAAACGGUUUGCGGUGGAAGACUGCGACUUAUCGUCUCGAUCAAACUAACGGGCUUCAGUUGUUAUGACAUAAACUUCAUGCAGACUGAUUCAGUGAUAUUUAUACAUGCAUCGUAGUAGUUCUCAUAUACUCAAAUACUCAGGAGGCAGAUUGUCAUAGAUCAGGGUUUUAAAUCUCACUAAUUUGGCCACAACGUUGGAUUUUUGUCUUUUCCGAGCACAGGACGGUGGUUUUAGUUCUGUACUGUCAUUAACAGCUGCUGUAGGGUUGUCUGUAUUCAGAUAUUAAUUUCAACUUAUUUUAAUGUAAUUAAACUUAACAUUUCGGUGAUUUAUAUAUAGGUGAAAUAUUUCAAGGUCAGCAUGUUUGUACUUAAUUUGGGCGUGAUUGUUUAGGGCAUAUGUAUUUUGGGUGCAGUGUUUAUCACCUCGACUUUGGUGCAAUCUAAAGACCUGUAGAUGUUUUCAUAUAUUCUGUAAGAACAAAAUUAUGUGCUUCACAUUGUUACUAUCAUUCUGAUAUAUAUCUGAGCCUGUGCUUAUAAAACUUAAUAGGAGUUCAGACUCAAUCUCUAAUGACGUCAUAAGCAUUCAGUUUGUAUGGUGUUGCCAUGACAUUCACGUCUCAGACUCUUAUUAGUCUCACCGGCCUCGG